ACUCGACUAAUGAAUUUUUGUUCGAUUAGUAAGAAUGUCGUAUACGUUCCAUUCCAAGCAUCACUCCGCGUCAAUGAUCUAAAAAGCAGUCACACAUCAUCAAUUUGUUCCAGUUUCCAUAAAUGGAACGUCACUUGUUGUCUGUCACGAAUUAAUUGAUAAAUUUAUUAUUUUUUGAAGAAAUUAUAGUGUUCAUAGGAAAAAUAAUUAACAAACAGAAUCAUGGCCAGUGAAAGCAGUUCAGCAGUGCUGGAGCUAAACGAUGCAGAUGCCGAAGAUACAGAAGCUACCACGGUUACAGAUGAUACGCAUGAAGGGGUACCAUUGAUCAUGGAGCAUGGAUAUGACAUUGCUGUUAAGGUGGACGCUCCAAUGAAACAGUUGUCGACAUUAGAAACUUAUGUGACAUAUAGAGUGCGCUGUGUGUGCGGUCGGUGGGCCACACCGCCCUACGUCAGGCGGCGGUACAACCAUUUUAAGGUACUCCACCGGCGCCUGAGCGCGGCGCACCCCCUGCUGGCCCCGCCGCCGCUGCCCCCGCUACACUCCGCGCGACAACAGCUCGACAGAUACUCUCCGUCCUUCGUCGCUUUACGAACGUGCGCGCUUAACGUUUUCCUUGAUCGAGUAGCAAAGCACCCUAUUCUGACACAUAGUGAAGACUUCCGAAUAUUCUUGACCACACCUGAUGAUGAAUUGGAAAAGGUAUUUAAGAGUGAAAACAGCGCACUCAAUUUAUGGGGGUUCAGCAGUGCUCUCUACGGGUCCGGAGAAACGAAAACUACAAAUGGUCCGAGGGUAAAAGAUCCAGAAUUCACGUCGGCUGCGGAUUAUUUACAGUCCCUCCAACAGAAGCUGACCACCCUCUGUACCCUCACGACCAAGCUGCAUAAGAGUUCCGUCGCCCUCAGCACUGAGUACACUGCUAUGAAACGCGCCUGUGACGCUUGGACCUCACAAAGCUCGGGGCUCACAGCGCGCGGGACGGCGGGCUGCGCGGCCGGGGCGGGGCGCGCCGGGAACGCGGGGGCGGGGGCGCGCCCCCCUCUACAGUCGCGGGCAAUAUUACCCUUACUGGCUGCAUACGCGGCCGCACAUGUACAGAAAAUAACUCAAAGGGAUCAAAUACAUGCUGCAUACGUUGCAGGGACCAAUACUACAGAUGAUCUACAUAACAGGUUAGAACAAGCGUCGGAAGCUCUCCGCUCAGAACUGUCAGACUGGAUACCAAAAACUAGGUCGGAAAUCAAAGCCCUACUCCUAGAUUUAGCUGAUAGGCAAGUUAAUCAAUACACCCAAGCUGUCCACGGGUGGGAACAGGGUCUCAAGCUAGCAACAGAAACGAAUAUAGAUGAAAUUUUCAAAACCGUCUCAAAAACAGCUGUCCAAAAUCUAUCCCCAUCUAGAUGUCUAUCUGAAAUGACUCCGACGGAAACUGAGCGUGAUCUCGAUGACUACAGCGAAGAGUUUGAUCCGAACAGUCAUGAUGAUUUUGAAAAUCAUGUCUUGGAAGACGGAAGUCAAAAUGAUGAGAAAAUUAAUGAAGAAAACCAUGUCGAUGGUAAGCUUCAUGUUGAAAAUGCCGCUAAAAGUAAUGAUGAUGUUGUAAAUGACAUUUUAGAUGAUAGUAAAGAAGCUGAAGUUUGUAAGGCUUUGGAUUCAAGAACUGAUGGUAUCACGGAUCCUUUGAGAGAUUUCAUAGAUGUUGAUCUAUCAUGAUUUUACGAUUCCAUUUUUUAUGGUCUACUUAAAGAUUUUUAGUGAAGGGACUGGAAGAGAUGUACGUAGGUAGGAAGAAAUUAUAGGGGUACCCCAAGGUUUUGUUCUUGGACCAACUUGAUUUUUCAAAUGUUUUGGUGCAUUUUUUGUGAUGUGUUGAGGUUGAUUGUAUUUAAGUGAAUGUUGAAUGAGAAAUUUGUGUUUGCAAUAAUCAUGGUGUUAUCUAGUUCGGACAUAUUAACCAAAAUAUGUAUUUUUUUGUCAUAAUGAUUAAAUGAGUGGACUUUGGGAUUAGGACAUCCCACUCUUUCAUACAACAGUGCCUAAAUUCACCAGUCCCUAUUUUCUAAAAAUGUCUGUAACUAAUUAAAGUAUUACCAAGUUUUUUUUAAAUUUACCAAAUUGUAUGAAGGAGUCAGAAGCAUCAUAUUUAAGUAAGAAAAUAAAUAUCAUUGAGUACAGAGACAGCAACUUUUGUUUAGCUAGAGUCGAAAAAUUGUAACAAAAGCUUCACUGAAAACCAGAAACCUAUGCAAGUGUGGGAGAGCCACGGUCUUCGGUACGAAUUGGCAAGCUCAACUGGAGUGAUACCAUAGCCUCACAGAAAACUGGGAUGAAACAACCACAGCGUGUAAGUUAGAUUCCCGGAGGCCCAAUCCUUUCCUAGAAAGAAAGAAAGGCAACGCAAUACAACAAACGUUCACAGGAAACCGGCGUGAAACAAACACUUGUGAGUGAAGUUACUGAAGGCUCGAUCCUACUCUUUUUUUUUUUUACUUGCUAUAAACCAGUGCUUGACUGCGAUCCCUCCUAAUGUUAAGCAGUGAUGCAAUCGUUGGUGGUAAGGCGCACUAGUUUAUUAAGAGCCUAUUCACUCUAGCCUUGAAGACACCUAAGUUGUAUUCGGACGGAAAGACUGCAGCCGGCAAACUGUUCCAAUCCCUCGAUGUACGCGGUAUAAAUGACGAGGCAAAACGCUUAGUCCGGGCCGCAGGUGUCUCAACAACGUAGAGGUGGAUAUUAGCCGUACGCCGGGAUGUCCGAAGGUGAAAUUGGGAUGGCGGAAUGAAAUCGUGCAUUUCCUGGGCACACUCUCCAAAAUGCAUCCUGUAGAAAACCGCAAGGCUGGCUACUCUGCGCCUGUGCUCGAGACUUUGAAUAUUGGACCCAACCAAUCCUCAAAUACCUAGUAAUAACCCACAAGAGGCCGACUACGCACUUGUAGUAACUCCUUUUGUAUUACGGGUGUCCAUGGGCGGUGCUGAUUGCUUACCAUCAGGUAAUCCGUGUGCUCGUUUGCCGACCUUAAACAUAAAAAAAAAAACUAUUUAUUUUGGUGUAAAAAUAUCUUCCGUGUCUGUUCUUAGUCUUUAUUUAUUUUCUUACAUACACAAUGCGUAUAAUUGUAAUAUACAGGAACUACAUUAUUUAAUUUUCGUACAAUAACUGUGAAACGGGGUACAUAGAAAUCGAGGGGUAAAUAGAAUUAGAAAAGGGGUAAUAAUACUAACUAGCCAAAGACUGUUUCGGGACUGUUAAUACAGCGCUAUGUUUCGCCGUGUGAGUGAGGUUAUCGGAGACCCAAUCCCUUCCCCUCCCCUAUCCCUUCCCAAUCCUUAUAUCCGCAAUCCUUAUCUCCAAAUUGCCGGCAACGCAAUCGUAACUCCUUUGGUGUUGCUUACCAUCAGGUAAUCCGUGUGCUUGUUUGCC
This is a messenger RNA of Spodoptera exigua (beet armyworm), 3429 nucleotides long. The record is from the annotation of a GenBank genome assembly. NCBI's taxonomy places the organism in Eukaryota, Metazoa, Arthropoda, Insecta, Lepidoptera, Noctuidae.